Molecule: messenger RNA, 1437 nt
Organism: Babjeviella inositovora NRRL Y-12698
Lineage: Eukaryota; Fungi; Ascomycota; Pichiomycetes; Serinales
Exons: 1
Coding region: 117-1199 (360 amino acids)
Biological process (GO): transcription initiation at mitochondrial promoter
Cellular component (GO): mitochondrial DNA-directed RNA polymerase complex; mitochondrial matrix
Molecular function (GO): mitochondrial transcription factor activity
Source: RefSeq, a predicted model, not a curated record
AUUAAGCGGAGUAAUACACAACCUUAACACGUCAACAUAUCAACCACAAUCCUCCUAUACCCUUUCGAAUCCCAUAUUCCCAAAAUCCCUUAUAUAUCAACCACAAAGGCUGAACAAUGCGCCUUAUCAGAUCCAUCUCGCUGAGUCUGAACGUCUCCUCCACAUCCAUCUUCCAAACAAUGAAACCAAGCCGUUUCAGCGCUGCCAUCUCCAACCCCUACACGGUUGCCAAAAUCCUCCAAAAAGUGGCUUUGCGCGACACCUACGGCUCCGAUCUCGCUAUCCUCGAUAUUUUCCCAAACAACGGAUUGUUUUCCGGCUUGGUCAACGAGCACCUCAAACCGCACCAGCAUGUGGUGAUGGGGAGCGAAGCAGACUUCCACGGGGAUUUCUACGCAAAAAUAAACGCUGCUAUGCACACAAAUCUCCAGAAAGCGGUCAAGGACCCGCGCCACUGGGAAAGCUACAGCGAAAUGAUAGCGGAGGGAUACCUUACCCCGCGGAAGGCAGCGCGCACGAACCUCCACCCGGCAUUUCUCAUCAGCGCAAACAUCACCAACCCCAAGUACGCCGAAAAGACGUUGAUGCGCUGGCUUGGGUGCAUUGGCAACCGGAACUGGCUCCAGAAGUACGGCCGCGCGCGCAUGUUGGUGUGGACCAAUGCCGCGACUGCGUCCAAGUUGCUUGCACCCGCGGGUUCGCCGAAACGCGGCCGGCUCGCGAUUUUCGGUGAGCAGUUCACCGAUACCACACUUGUUGCCACCACAGCCCCCAAGAGCUCGGAAACGUGGUCUGCUGCGGACUUGGCACGCUACGACCCAAUUCUCCUCGAGCCUGAAACCGACUACAAGGUGCACAGCAUGACGCAGGAGAUUAGUCUUCUUGACAUCAAGCCAUGCAACCACGCUCUCGAUCUAGACAGUUUUGAAUAUGUUGUGAAGCAGUUGAUGAUGCUCCGAAAUGUCCGUUUGGAAACAGCGUUGAUGGUGUUGGGCGCGGGGAGCAAGGAGUACUUCUCGGAGCAACUCUCGGGGGUGUUGCAGAGGAAACCACGAGAGUUGACGGCCGACGAAUGGGUGUUGGUUUCGAAAACUUUUUCCAUGUGGCCGUUCAAGCCGGAGUUUUUGUUCGACCAUCCGGUGGAGAAUGAGGAGGUUGAGGCUGUAGAUUUGUUGUUUGGGAUGUUCAGUAGGGCAUAACGCCCGAGACUGAAGUCCCGGAGGGAUGUUGUAUAAAAGCGGAAUUAGCUUGGGCUUGCUAUUUCAACGAAGCUUGACAAAGUUGGUUGAGUUUCUCUGGGGUAGUCCGAAGCAUAGGUAGAGCGUAGCUGGAAUACUGGAUCUGCUGCACGUUUUCUGUUUGAAUUUUAGCAUAUAUUCUGUUUACGAACUUUGUUACACAUGGUAAACAGAUAAUUAAGACUGGGUUGUAGCCUGG